Molecule: messenger RNA, 697 nt
Organism: Nanorana parkeri
Lineage: Eukaryota; Metazoa; Chordata; Amphibia; Anura; Dicroglossidae
Gene: CDKN2C
Product: cyclin dependent kinase inhibitor 2C
Exons: 2
Coding region: 131-625 (164 amino acids)
Biological process (GO): regulation of cyclin-dependent protein serine/threonine kinase activity; negative regulation of cell population proliferation
Cellular component (GO): nucleus
Molecular function (GO): cyclin-dependent protein serine/threonine kinase inhibitor activity; protein kinase binding
Source: RefSeq, a predicted model, not a curated record
GGGGCCCUGGCACCAACUUUUUUACGAGUAUUUACUACGAUCCCCCUAUUAGCUCAGAGCCCCGGCUGUCAGCCUGCUUUAUGCCAUGCCCCAAUAACCCGCCGCCCUGCCCAGGACCCCACAGCCCAGCAUGGCAGACCCUCUGGCGGACCUGAUGACAACGGCCGCUGCCCGGGGGGACCUGGAGCAACUAGACGACCUGCUGCGCUCUUCGCCCAACGUGGAUGCGCCCAACCGCUUUGGCAGGACAGCCCUGCAGGUGAUGCGGUUGGGAUGCCCGGCCAUUGCCAGCCUCCUUCUCGGCAGAGGUGCUGACCCCAAUCUGCAGGACAGCUGUGGCUUCUCAGUCCUCCACGACACGGCCAGAGCCGGCUUCUGCGACACCAUGAGGAUCCUGCUGGACUUCCAUGCUGAUGUCAACCUGCAGGACAACGAUGGCAACAUAGCCUUGCACCUGGCAGCCAAGGAAGGCCACCUGCACAUGGUCCAGUUCCUGGUCCUGCACACGGACAGCAGGGUAGGCCACAGGAACAGGGACGGGGACACCGCCUGUGACCUGGCCAGGAUGUACAGCAGGGAGCCCCUGGUACUGUGGCUGCAGGGCAAUGCCAGGGGCCAGCAGUAGUGGCCUUUUCUCCCGGACUGCAGAGACUGUACAGAUUAAAGCUCCUUCUGUACCAUCUGCUUUCCAUAAGGA